Rana temporaria (common frog) is the source of this 4752-nucleotide messenger RNA. It is a transcript of the gene LRRIQ1, whose product is annotated as leucine rich repeats and IQ motif containing 1. Gene Ontology annotation, molecular function: protein binding. The coding region runs from base 66 to 4640 and encodes 1524 amino acids. The record is from RefSeq and is a predicted model, not a curated record. Lineage: Eukaryota; Metazoa; Chordata; Amphibia; Anura; Ranidae. The transcript has 26 exons.
CAGGCCACGCCCCCUCUGGGAUAGCCGCUCACGUGACUGGCACCGGAGCCCUGCUGCGACUGAACAUGGAAGAAGAGAUAGAACUAGAAGAGACACACAUAUCUCUACCGGAUAGGGAGGAGGGCGGCUCACCGGCUGGGGAUACCGACGAAGAAUAUGGCAGCUUAACAGACGUUGGAGAAGACGAGGUCGUAGAUGAGCUCCCAGAUUCUGUUAUUUCAUGUUUGCAGUUUCUUAAACAAAGAAAUGAAAAUGCAGAGAAACUAAUUCUGCAAGAUUUGGAAUGCGAAUCUUGGAAAAGUGAUCACAUAACAGGCCAGUUUUCUAAACCUUUAAAUGACAUUGAUUCUGAUUUUUGGGAUAAGCUCGCUUCUGAAUAUAAUGAGGACCCUGAAGCAAUUAUAAAACGGGUAUUAGCUGAAAUAGAAGAAGAUGACAAACAGGUCCAGUCCAGCUCAAAGUUUUCUGAAAACAUCAUGGGUCUUGAGUUAACAGAAAAAACGUUGCAUUCAGGAGAUGGCAGCCAUGAAUCUAUAAGCUUUUGUUAUAUCGAAGUGGAAGAAAGCUGUAGACAAAAACUGCAGCAGUGGGAAAAAGAACAAGAGAAACAUAAUGAAAUGAAAAGAGAGGCACUUAUUGCUCAAAAGGCGGUCUUUGAGAAAGAAAUCCAAGAACAAGAUGAAAAGAGAGAAAAUUGGAAGAAGGAAUUUGCAAAAGAGCUUUUGAAGCUGAAUACCCAUCAAAAAGAGCAGCAGGAGAAACUAGAUGCAGAUUUAAAAAGAAAGAAUGAUACAAUGGCAGAAGAACUAAGAUGCCACCAGAACCUAGUUAAAGAAAUGGAAGCAGAGUUGGUAAAAGAGCAAAACAUUUUUGAGGAGCAGGAAACCAAAGCUAGAAAAUAUAUGAAGGAACUACAGAAUAAAUCAGCUGUUAAAAUCCAGGCAGCCUUCCGAGCACAUCGAAUAUCCAAAAUUUACGGACCUGUUCUAAAACAGAAAAAGGAGGCGUUGAAAAGAAAAAAAGAAAUGAAGGAGAAAAUGGAUUUGGAAAGGAAAGCAUUGGAAGAAAAAGUAAAGCUGAAACUUGAAGAGAAGAAACGGAAAGAGGAGGAGAAAUUGCUCAAUGAGGAGAUUGCAAAAAAGAAAAUAGAAGAAGUCAAGAGACUAGAACAUUUGGAAUUGGAGAGGAGACAGAGAGAGUAUGAGAAAAAGAAAACAGAAGAAAAACAGAGACUGGAGAAAGAAAAGAUCCUAAAACUAGAAGCAAAAAAGAAAUUGGAAACUUUAAUUAGCAUAGAUGCUUCCAACAAUGAAGGUCUAGGAAAAAUAAAGCAUGAACAUUGCAAUAUUUGUCUGGAAGUAACUGAGAGAACCAUGGAAGGCUCUUGUGAGGAUGGACAAAAGCAAGCAAAACAUAGUGAAAUGGUUGAAAUGAAUAUUGAAGAUACUUAUAAAGAAAAAAUACUAGCAAAGCAAUGUGAGGUGCAGCAGCAAGUACAUUCCGAUGGGUGUGCAAUUAGUAUCGAAACAACUGAUUUGGAAUUAGAAAUAAAGCCAAAAGAAAUCAUAAGUAAUAACUUAUCUAGCCCUGAAAACAGAUCUUUAGCAACCAACAGAGAGUCCGAAGUAAAUCGGGACAAUGGAGCACGUGCCAUGCCUACACGCCUAAUACCCUGGAUACAAACACCUUUACUAAAGGAGACUGCUGAGGUCAUAUGCAGUGAAACUGCACAGGGUGGACAAACCAGAGAAAAGAACACAGGCAAUGACCUUCAAAAUAAGUCCCCAGCUUUACCCAUGACCUCAAGACCUCUUGUUCUACCAGAUCACAUUGAGUCGAAGAGGUUAGCUUGGAUGAAAUCUUGUAAGCCGUGGUCCACAAUUUUGAGAGAAAACCGAAAUAUUAAAGCCGUUAGAAAGACUAGGCAAAGGAAAAGCUCAUCAGCAAAAAACCUUCCUCCAUUAAAUACAGCCCUCAUCCUGAAAAAUGGUCCAUGGAAUGACCUGCAACAGGUUACAACAGUGACUUUACAUGACUUGCCUGGAUGUAGCCUUUCUACAUUAUCAAACUGUGAAAAACUGAAAUAUCUUUCUCUGAGGCGCUGUAGAUUAACUGCGCUUGAUGGUAUAACUAACUGCAAGCAACUACAAUAUAUCGAUGUACAGGAAAACUGCAUAAAUGUAAUUAACUGUGAAGAUCUGGAAAAUCUAACUGUUCUUCUGUUGAACAAGAACCAAGUUACAUCAAUACAUGGACUAGACAACUGUAUAAACCUUAGAAGUUUGGAGUUAUCGUAUAAUUUAAUAACUAGAAUUAGUGGGUUUAAUUCUCUUAGAAAUCUUCAGAGGUUAGUCGUGGAUCACAAUCAGCUAAUCUCCACUAGAGGUCUUGAGACCACACCUCUGCUCACAUACUUGGACUGCUCCUACAACUAUCUUACUGAACUUGAAGGAAUUCAGAAUUGUGGCUUGCUCCAGAUUCUAAAGUUACAAGGAAACAACUUGACUGAGAUUCCCAAAUUGGAUAAUCAUGUGCUCCUCAGAGAACUGUAUUUAGAUGAAAACAACCUCACAACACUGGGAGAGAUGUCAUCAUAUUGGCUACCUUUGUUGCAAAUUAUUUCAGUUUCAAAAAACAGCUUGACACAUCUUGCAACAUUUAAUUCCUUUAUCUCUUUGGAACAAGUGGACCUUAGUAACAAUUGUUUAUCAGAGCUUCAGACAGUAUUACUCUGGUUGGACGACUGUUUAAGUUUAAGCAGACUGAGAGUGAGCAAGAAUCCAUUUCUGCAAGAAGCCAACUGGAGAUGCUGUUUAUUAAAGGUGUUGCCUACAUUGAGAUUUCUUGAUGAUGAAGAAUUACACCUUGGGGAUUACACUCCUCACAAGCCCUCUUUGGGAAGUUUCAUGGCUCUCUGUCAAACUCAGAUCGUCAAUAUAUGUAAAUUAUGGAAAAAAAUAAAUAUUGAAGAUGAAACACAUUCUUUUCUGGAAAAGCUAGAACUGUACUGUAAUACUUUAAAGAAACUGCAUAAAAUCAGCAGUGAACACAGAUAUGCACAUGAGUAUGGUGACACCGAACCUUCUGAGAAAGAUGAUCCUCCAGAAAUUAGUCAACCAGUUUUUGCAAGCAGACAACAUAUUAAUCCUGUUAUCAGUGGUUUAAAUGAAUAUAACCAUGAUCAUACAAGACAAGUCACUCUGAAUCCGCCUCACCUACUGUCUGAAGACUGCCUUAAAAAUGCAGAGAACAAGGAUUUUGUGGAGAACACAAAUGUUCAGUCUCUACCACUGGAUAAUUGUGUCUCGGGAAAUGUAACAUAUACUAAUAACUUGGGAAAAACCUUAAAAACAUAUCGCCCUGCAGAAAGCAGAGAAAUUAAAGCAGCCAUUCUUAUUCAGUCCUUAUGGAGAGGAUAUGUGGUAAGAAGAGAUAUUUUUCACUACACCAAGCUUCAUGAGGCUGCCUCCAUAAUACAGUCAGCGUGGCGACAGUACUACAGAUCAAAAACCUGCAAAAAGAAGCACUGUGCUAAGAUAAAGGGAUCAGAUAUCAAACAUCAGGCUGCCACUAUUAUACAGGCAGCUUGGAAAGGAUUCUUCCUUAGAAAGAAAUUGGCUGCUGCUUUUGCUGCUAUUGAAAGAGAUGAGGUAGAUGAUGACUUUGAAGAAGUGAAUUUGGACCAUUUCAUGUUCGAUGAAAAUGUUUUGGAAAAAGACUGGUCAUUAGAUCCCACUGCUUCCCAUUAUGAAACUAUACAUCUCUCCAGUAAAGCAGAACAGGCAAAGAAAAGUGGCAUUCUGGAAAGCAGAGCUCAUUCAUUGCCAUGGAUUCCACAAGAAGCCUGGUCAGGUUCUGAAGCAGAACUUUUGCAAAGCGGAGUAAGACAUGAAAGAGAAAACCUUAAUAGCAGGUUGGGGAAACAAAAUGUGUCACAUGUGUCUAGCAUGAAGUCCAAUAUUGACAUUUCCUUAAAGUUGGAGAAAGAGGAAAAAAUUUCCCAGGAAUGGGGAUUUAAAGAUGCAGCUACAGUACAACUGAUGUUGAAAAGAGCCCAGAAGAUGAAAUCCAAGCAAGCAAAACACAAACGAAUGUUAGACCCAGCUGUGCGCCUGGCGUUGUUCAAAAAUAAUGAAAAUAAACAUCCUCCUGUAAAGCCACCAAAGAAGACACAGAUAUCAAAGAUGGAAUAUUUCCGGGGAGAAUCGUGCAGUCAAAAUGAGACCUUUGCAAGAAGCAGAGAGCUAACAUACCAGUGGCUCCAUACUCAGUGUGGAGAAGUGGAAUCAACUCAUUCUGCAACACCUAAAUGUAGGAGUUUCUUGCCCGAAUUGAAACAUGACGUCUUAAAUGGUGGACGCGUUCAGCUCGUGGCUAAUGCGUUAAGUAAGGAAGCUGAUGAUUUAGACCUGGUUUCUGUAAAGUCUGGAAGUACAUUAUCUCAGUACAGAGGAAGGAAUUUGGAAAUUCAGAGAAACACAUCGCCCUCCUCAUCAUCAGCAUCAAACCAAAAUGCAGUUACUCCAGCGAAAACGAAUUUGGGACCCCAACGAAAGGAACGCAUCUCAUUUCGAAAUAACCCAGUUCAACUGAGUGGAGGAUGGGGUGGAGGAAAAAAGAAGGGAAAAUUAUUUCAAUGAAAGCCAUCGCUAAUAAUAGAAAAUGCUGCUAUUGCAUAAUCCUGUUCUACAUUUUUUUGCGUUAUGACGUUAUGUAGUUUUGACAUUAAAGUACAUUUCUCUGUGAUUUCAA